GUUAAUUGGGAAAUAUAAUCCGAUAUCAACGAAAGUGAACAUUUACAGACCGUUCGUACAGUGCCAAGAGUUCGAAUGCAAUGGCAGUGUCUGAUUUUUUAUUGUACUGUUUUAUCAGUUCUCUGCCGGGACCUCCAGGUGUAAGUGUUGACAAUGCUUUUGUCCAGUUGAUACCUAUUAAUAAACAUAAAUGUCCACAUAUUGAUCCUGUGAGAGAUAUAUCGUACCAGCUGUAUACGAGGUAUAAUCCGCUUUACCACCAGAGCUUGAGGAUUGGUGACGAUGAAGCUCUACAAAAUUCGAAUUUCAACUUUUCCCAACCCACGAUAAUCUUUUUUCACGCCUUUUUCGAGAGUGGUAUGGCAGCGACUGCAACAAUCAUUAAAACAGCCUAUUUGCAGAGAGGUGACCACAACAUAAUCUUGUUAAACGCUCCUAGAUUGGAGGCUGGUCCUUGGUAUCUCACGGCUUCGAGAAAUACCGAGGUCGUCGGAAAAUAUACGGCCCAGUUCAUAGAUUACCUCGUUUCGAGGGGAAUGUAUUUGCCCAGCCUGCAUUUGAUCGGUCUCAGCCUGGGGGCCCAAAUGGCUGGGGUAUGCGGGCAGAACGUUAGAAGCGGUCGUGUCACUAGAAUUACAGGGUUGGACCCGGCAGGGCCAUUGUUCAAGAAAUGGCCGAAGAAUUUGAAGUUGGACGCUGGGGAUGCAGAAUUCGUGGACGUGAUCCACACAGACGCCGGCAUCUUCGGAUACCCGACGCAGAUAGGACACGUGGAUUUUUGGCCCAAUCAGGGCAUUUCCCCACAACCGGGAUGUACCAUCCCUGAGGUGAAAAGGAGAAAUCCUGACGCUUUAAUCGAGCCAGUCUUCUGCAGCCACUGGCGUUCGUACCAGUUUUAUGCCGAAUCCGUCCUGAACCCUUAUGGAUUUUUGUCAGUGGCGUGCAACACGUGGGACGACUACAUAAACCAAAGAUGCGACCCAAACCAAGUUCCUACCAACAUGGGAUUUGCCGUUGACUACAAUGCCAGAGGAAACUACUACCUUCGAACGAAUCCUGAGUCUCCGUUUUCUGUCAGUUCUUCGUACAACCCUCAAUAUAACCCUCAGUAUCAGACUUAUUGGAAUAAACGAUAAAA
Coccinella septempunctata (seven-spotted ladybird) is the source of this 1138-nucleotide messenger RNA. Its product is annotated as inactive pancreatic lipase-related protein 1-like. The record is from RefSeq and is a predicted model, not a curated record. Gene Ontology annotation, molecular function: lipase activity. Gene Ontology annotation, biological process: lipid metabolic process. The transcript is spliced from 7 exons. Bases 81 to 1136 code for a protein of 351 amino acids. NCBI's taxonomy places the organism in Eukaryota, Metazoa, Arthropoda, Insecta, Coleoptera, Coccinellidae.